UUUUAAAGCUUAAAACCUUUUUAUAUACAAAAAUUUGCGUAAAAGGAAAUAACUAAAAUUAAAUCAACAAAACUAUUUGCUAACUAUGAUCUCGCUACGCAUAACCAAUUGGCUAACGAAAUCUCUGCUGAGAUCUCGAAAUGUGAAAAAAUUCCAACAAGUCUAUCAAAGGUGUUAUGCCGAUGAUUCGCGUGUGACGAAAGGUCUUGUGGUGGGAUUAUAUCAGAAGGAGGGCGAGAAGGAACCCAAGCUAACAUCGAGUGGAGAGAAAUUCGAUGAUCGUGUACAAGGAAAAGUGUCUGAAUUAAUCAAAGAGACGAACCUGAGUGGAACAUUAGGAAAGGGCAAAGUGUUCAAUAAUAUUGAUCAGGAGUUUCGGUCCAUAGCAGUGGUUGGCGUUGGGCGUGAAGGCGCUGGCUUCAAUGAGCUGGAAAUGUUGGACGAGGGCAUGGAAAACGUUCGAGUAGCAGCUGGUGUUGGUGCCCGUAGCCUACAGAUGCAAGGAUGUUCAGAGGUCUUCGUCGAUUCGAUGGAGUAUCCCGAACAGGCUGCUGAAGGUAGUGCUUUAGCGGUAUGGCGUUAUCAGGAUAAUAAAAGGAAAAAAGACCGAACAGGAAUCCCAAAACUGGAGUUGUACGACUCACCUGACAUAGACGCUUGGACGCGUGGUCUCUUUAAGGCUGAAGCGCAAAAUCUUGCACGGCGUCUAAGUGACGCUCCCGCUAAUCAAAUGACACCCACCACCUUCGCACAAGCGACUGUGGAUGCGUUGUGCCCUUGUGGUGUAACAGUAGAGAUUCGAACAAUGGAAUGGAUAGAACAACAACAUCUCAAUUCAUUUCUAAUGAUAGCAAAGGGUUCAUGUGAGCCGCCUGUGUUGCUAGAGAUCAGUUAUUGCGGCACAGCUCCAGAGGAAAAACCAAUAUUGUUAUUGGGCAAGGGUAUGACCUUUAAUAGUGGCGGUAUCUGCUUACGUAAAUGCCAAGGUAUGGAUGAGUAUCGUGGGGCCAUGGCAGGUGCGGCCGUUGUGGUUGCUUCCAUCCGCGCCGCCGCUGCUCUGUCGCUACCUAUCAACAUUUCUGCUGUCAUACCUCUUUGCGAGAAUAUGCCUUCGGGUAUGGCCUGCAAACCAGGUGACGUAGUUACGUUGCUCAAUGGCAAAUCAUUGGCAAUAAGAGAUACGGAUAAAGCUGGUGUUGUCGUGAUGGCUGAUCCUUUGAUCUAUGCACAAACCACAUAUAAGCCACGACUAGUUGUCGAUGUAGCUACUCUUGGUAGAGGCGUUAAAAAAGCUUUAGGCGGUGGCGCAACAGGCAUUUUUUCAAACUCUCACUACAUUUGGAAACAAUUUCAAAAGGCUGGCUCUCUUACAGGCGAUCGCAUGUGGCGUUUACCACUUUGGAACUACUACAAAUACUUGGUCACAAAUAAUGUUAGUUAUGACAUCAGUAAUAACGGUAAGGGGCCAGCUUCGUCUUGCCUAGCGGCUGCAAUUCUGCAUCAAUUUGUUCCUUGCGUUGACUGGGCCCAUUUAGAUAUACGAGGCGUUGGUAUGCUGACAAAAUUUGGUACCGUACCGUAUUUGCUGAAAGAUCGUAUGACGGGACGCCCAACCCGAACGAUGAUACAAUUCUUAUAUCAAAUGGCCUGUCCAGACCAGCAGAAGUAGUAGUAGAAGUAAACGAUCGAUAGCUUAUUAUUUCUAGUUGCCCAUGCCUGCCUGAUACUCCUAAAAGGCCCUCGAAGAUGAAGUGUAUUUGUAUGUUAAGAUGUGUAGUACUGUCCUGAGGUCAAAAUUUUUGCUGUGUUUUAAUUGUUUCCUUAAUGAUUCUAAAUGGCGAUGUUUAUAUAUUUUUGAUUAUUUCUAUGACAUGUUCUA
Anastrepha ludens (Mexican fruit fly) is the source of this 1879-nucleotide messenger RNA. Its product is annotated as cytosol aminopeptidase-like. NCBI's taxonomy places the organism in Eukaryota, Metazoa, Arthropoda, Insecta, Diptera, Tephritidae. The record is from RefSeq and is a predicted model, not a curated record. The transcript is spliced from 8 exons. Gene Ontology annotation, cellular component: cytoplasm. Gene Ontology annotation, molecular function: manganese ion binding; metalloaminopeptidase activity. Gene Ontology annotation, biological process: proteolysis. The coding region runs from base 86 to 1669 and encodes 527 amino acids.